Messenger RNA from Symbiodinium necroappetens, 1239 nucleotides. NCBI's taxonomy places the organism in Eukaryota, Dinophyceae, Suessiales, Symbiodiniaceae. The record is from the annotation of a GenBank genome assembly.
AUGUCUCCGUUGGCAAGUGCAUUAGCUCGUGCACGUUUGACUCUGCCGCGAGUUGGCCGAAUCCGAAGCAGAUGUCCACGUGCUUCCUCAUUCAGCACUGCCACUCCGGAGUCGAGUAACUUAGCACUUCAUCCUGUUCUGGAAAGGCCCUCGAAGCCCUCGGCCAUCAGACUCUACUGGAAGCUGGCCAAGGGCAAGCUUACAUUGUGGGUGUCUCUGUCGGCAAUGCCAGGAUAUUUCUUGGCCCUUCCAGGCACAAUCGAGCCAUCAAUUGCAGCUGCGCUGUUCGUGGGAACUUUUUUGACAUCUUCCUCGGCCCAAACCAUGAAUCAAAUGAUCGAGGUGCAUCGUGACGCACGCAUGAAGCGGACUGCAAUGAGACCACUCCCGUCAGGGCAGCUGAGCCCCCAUGAAGCAGCGCGCUUUGCAGCAGCUGCGGGAGCUUUAGGCCUCGUCACUCUAGGUAUCGGCACGACGAGCUGCACCGCUGCCGUGGCUGCAACUACGAUGGCUACAUACGCUGCCCUGUACACCCCACUGAAGGUACGCAGCCCAUAUAACACUCACGUCGGUGCCAUAAGCGGGUCUUUGCCGACCCUGAUGGGCUUCACGGCAGCCUUGGGCACCGGCUUAUGUGUUUCACCUUGGUUACCACAUGCAGCCUGGCUUUUCGGGAUGCAAACCUUGUGGCAAAUGCCGCAUUUCUACUCGCUAGCAUGGCUGCACAGGAGCGACUACCUUCAAGGGGGUUACAAGAUGUUUCCGCUGUCUGAUGAAUCAGGCAUGGAAACGGCUGCAAUGUCCAAGCCGUACUUGGCAGCGCUCUGCGUUCUGCCGUGGGCCAUGUCGGCCAGCGGCGCUGCUUCCUGGAUGCUACCGGUCGGAGCUGCAUUGCCAAGUUUUUUCUGGUGGCACACACUCAAAGACUUCGAAAGAAGGCCCAGUGCUUCCACAUGCAGACGCUUCUUUCUCGGUUCCCUGUCCUAUUUGAUUUCGAUGCUGGUGCUGUUCACGGCAUUUUCACGGGCAUCACAAAGCAGCGACAUCACAGACGAUGAGCAGGGGGCAGCAGCCCACACGGAUCGAGGCGUUCUCGAGCCAUCAUGGAGAGCAUACAUGCGUUCCUGCCUGCUGGGGGCGUGUCCGCAUGAGCAGGUGUGUCGCGACCUUCUCCACACAUGCGCGCAGACUGGAGGAUGCCCCUUGGCGAAGCGACACCCCGGAUCUGCAGCACAAUGA